Molecule: messenger RNA, 2578 nt
Organism: Schizophyllum commune H4-8
Lineage: Eukaryota; Fungi; Basidiomycota; Agaricomycetes; Agaricales; Schizophyllaceae
Product: RabGAP/TBC
Exons: 9
Coding region: 136-2412 (758 amino acids)
Biological process (GO): activation of GTPase activity
Molecular function (GO): GTPase activator activity
Source: RefSeq, a predicted model, not a curated record
GUCCGGACUCCGAGCAGGGCAGAUAUCAACCAUCACGCAAAGUGUCACGUCACAUUCGUUUGCUUCCAGCACGUGGCUCUCGUCGUCAUAACCCCGUUUAGACUUGGCUUUGUUCUCUGACACGGACUGUGACGAAUGGCAGUCGCGGACGAGAGUCACCCUCGGGCGCCUCGAGGCCUCCUGAGGGAUGUAUAUCAGCGCCUAUUCGAGUCCAAAGCGAGCUUGGCGAAGUUGAAGGACAACGCUAUCGCUGACCGAUUGCUCGACUAUGAGCAGGGCAAUUCGGUAUGUGUUGCAGGGAGGAGUCUUGCAUGGAAGUUAUUCCUCCUGCACCAAGAGGAGCCGCUGGAUACGUCUGCCAGUUUUGAAGUGAAGCCUCCGAUCGGCAGCCUUCGAACCUCAAGACGCGACUUUGUACGCGUCAUGCUUGAAAAGUUCAAAGCACCAGAUGGAGGCUACGCAGAAGGCUUCACCGUGCCAGGAGGGUCGACGACGGAGUUGCGCACGACCAGGAAGGUCGAUAACUUAGAGAUGAACAAUCCCUUGAGUUUGCAUGAUAAGAACCCAUGGACGGAGUGGUUUGCAUCUAUGGAACUUCGCAAGACGAUCGCGCAGGAUGUUGAGCGGACGUUCCCAGAAAUCGACUUCUUCCGCGAUGCAGAUGUUCAAGCUCAUCUCACCGACAUCCUCUUUCUCUACUGUGCAACCAACCCAGAGAUCGGCUAUCGGCAAGGCAUGCACGAGCUCCUCGCACCGAUCUACUAUGCUGUCGACUUCGACGCAUUGCCUGAAGAUGAGCCGGCCUCCACUGAGGACGCUACUCUUCGCGAGCUAUGCUCCCGGACGUGGGUCGCUGCAGACGCGUGGGCGUUGUUUAGCGCUGUAAUGCGGGGCGCUUCGCAGUGGUACGAAUGGCGCGAGCCUUCGCUGGCCUCAUCACCAAUCCAGCCGGCGCCCACGAACGGCAAGCUCGAGCUCAAGCCGUACGUCAGCCCGGUGGUACUGGCGUGCAAUCGCAUCCAGUCGACUCUCCUCCGCUCGAUUGAUCCGCUGUUGUGGGGUAAGAUACAGGGUGUGGGGAUUGAGCCACAGAUAUAUGGAAUUCGAUGGUUACGACUCUUGUUUACGCGCGAAUUUCCUCUGGGUGAUGCGAUGAGGUUGUGGGACGGGCUGUUUGCAUACGACCCUACGUUGGAGCUAGCACCAUGGAUAUGCGUAGCAAUGCUCAUCCGCAUACGAAACGAACUCAUUCCCGCGGACUAUAGUGGCCAACUGACUGCGCUUCUCCGAUACCCAAGUCCCCCUCGAACGAUAUUGGCCGACGGAUCUCUGCAUACGUCCUUACUCAUCAAGCAGGCAAUCGAGCUGCAGUCUUCUCCCUCGCCGGCGACAGGAGCGACGAUUAUGAUGCAAAAUAGAAAUAUGCUGGGUAUACCGAGCGAGGUACCCCAGCCACCACCUACACCUCCUCGACGACCUGCGCGAGGGAGGCCAAAAACGAACUCGUACUCUGGGGCGAGUCCUGCGACGUCGCAUGCGCCUCCGCGAGGUCAUGCGAGGCAGGGUUCGGCAUCGCAAUUCGGCAUACCAGAAAUGCUGGCGAAGGGACUCAUGGAGCGUGGGGAAGGGUUAGGAAUCAACAACAUCAUGAGUGCGGUUUCCGAGCUCAAGAAGAACAUCCCCGAGCUCUCUUCGCUCGUACGGCAACCUCUUUCCCCGACGGGGACUUCAUUUGCGCUGCUUGACGAGCGCACGCGGGGUUCGCGAACACCUUGGGAAGCCCGCGCGCCGCGCUUCGACGGCGAGCGGGAUUCGAUGGCCGACCUACAGGCGACGAACCAGAAAUUGGGGGAGUCGCUCGCCUGGGUGGCAUACACGCUGCAGCAGGGCGGUCUCGGCGCGCCGGCCGCAGAGGGGUCGGUCACGGACGUUGCGCAGCGGAAGGCAAAGCAGGACGCGAUGGAGUCGCUGUUGUAUGUGCGGGAUAUUCUGCUGAAAGGCGGGUGCAAGCCCAGCGAAUUGGACGAGGAGAGGUUGUAUGGGGAGGAGGAGCGGAGGCGGAGAACGGCUGCUGCUCAUGGGCGGGAUCCCAGUUUCACGCAGAGACUACCUGUGCAGUCUUCUGAAGCUGCUCCCAUCCCUGCGCCUGUUGCACCAACACCGCCUAUCCCUCGCGGGGCGUCUGAACCGAGCAGUCCAGCAACUUCGACCAUUCGGCCACCACCACUUCCCAGCUCGCAGCGCUAUCUACCCCCUGCAACCAUACCUCGUAGAGGACCUCCUGCCGGUGUGGGUGCAAGCAGGCCGGCGCUGCCGACGGCACCUCUGGCAGGGCAAGGUCGGAAGCCUGCCGAAGAGUCGGCAGCGCCAGAGCGCAGAGAUGUACCGCGAGACCCAUUGGGAGUAUUGUAGAGGGAGGACUCGGACUUGAAUAAUUCUGGAAAUGCACUGUAUCCAUAGCUAUAGUAGCCUGCAACGCACCUGCUGUCUGAGGUGACCAAUAAAGUCGAACCGUGACCGCGGACGCCGGGAGAACGCGGGGUUCACAUCUCGGGACGUCGCGGACCGGGGACAUGCG